Messenger RNA from Aegilops tauschii subsp. strangulata, 684 nucleotides. RefSeq names its product protein RADIALIS-like 3. Gene Ontology annotation, molecular function: DNA-binding transcription factor activity. Lineage: Eukaryota; Viridiplantae; Streptophyta; Magnoliopsida; Poales; Poaceae. The record is from RefSeq and is a predicted model, not a curated record.
UUGACGUGCAAAAACUUCAGCGCUAAUUGAGCUCGGUUUCCGAGAAACAUACUACCAAUUCCGAUCCAGUCGAGAUGUCUUCUGUGUCAGGGAGCUCAUCCCGCGGCGGCGACGACGCGACGUGGAGCGCCAAGGAGAACAAGUUGUUCGAGGAGGCACUCGCCUACCACGGCGAGGGCACUCCCGACCGCUGGCUCAAGGUGUCUCGCGCCAUGGGUGGGACCAAGACGGCCGCCGAGGUGCGCCGCCACUAUGAGAUCCUCGUGGACGACAUCAAGCUCAUCGAGUCCGGCAGGGUCUCGUUCCCCAAGUACAAGGACAACACCCAGGGGCCUUGGAACUGAUUCCUCAUGGAGCGAAGCAUCUGAAUUCCGAAGAUCUGGCAAUCAGGAGAACCUGUUGAUAAUCUAGUCCUUAGUUGGGACCAUGUUACUUAAGCAAUAAAAAGAAGAAAACAUGUGUGUGUUUGUGUUUGUGUUUGUGUGUGUAAUUUUAGGUUUGUAAGCAAAUCAAGUGCGCCUAGUCUUGCAGACGGUAGCAUGUAAUUUUCAUUGCCUAUACUUAGUUUUUACUCCUCCGGUCCUCCCCAAUAUGUUUUGGAGUAAACAUCAGUGUUGUAAAUCCCCAGUACUUGUUUGCAGUGUUUAUGAACCUGUGCUUGUUACAAUAUACAUGCUUUGUCUA